AUGUCUCUCAACACGCAAAAGAAGCCCGUCAUCGCCGUGGUAGGUGCCGGGCCGGGCAUCGGCGAAGCCGUCGCCCGCCGCUUCGUGGCCGAGGGCUUCUACGCAGCCCUGCUGGCGCGCACCGAGGACAAGCUCCAAAAGAUGGCCCAGAGCAUCGAGGCCGACUUUGGCGCGGGGUCGGCGCGGUACUACAUCACGGACCUACGGGUGGAGGAGUCUGUGGUGUCGAGCUUCGCGCGGAUCAAAGCCGAGCUGGGCCCCGUGGCCGUGCUGGUCUACAACGCCGGCGCACGACGCGUCAACGGCCGCUCCAUCCUGGACACAUCGUCCGAGGAAUUCGAAAACUUCACAAAGAUCAACCUCUUCGGCGCCUUCUGGGCCACCAAGGCCGUGCUCCCGGACAUGCUCUCCGCCGGCCGGGGCACGAUCCUCUUCACCGGCGCGACGGGCGCCCUGCGCGGCAACCCGGGCCUCGCGUCCUUCUCGCCCGGCAAAUUCGGCCUGCGCUCGCUGUGCCAGAUCAUCACGCGCGAGUACCAGGCCUCGGGCAUCCACGCCGCGCAUGUCAUUGUCGACAGCCCCGUCGACGGCAAGUUGAUCGGCGAGUGGUCCCGCCGCCAGUGGCAGCGCACGGGCCAGGGCGAGAAACUCGACGACGUCGACGCGCAUCUCGUGAGCCCCGCGGAUCUGGCCCAGACGUAUUGGUUCUUGCACACGCAGCCGAGGAGCGCGUGGACCCAUGAGUUGGACGCGAGGCCGCAGAAGGAGAGCAUGUUUUCGAAAAUGUAA
Messenger RNA from Fonsecaea multimorphosa CBS 102226, 789 nucleotides. RefSeq lists its product as uncharacterized. The transcript has a single exon. NCBI's taxonomy places the organism in Eukaryota, Fungi, Ascomycota, Eurotiomycetes, Chaetothyriales, Herpotrichiellaceae. The record is from RefSeq and is a predicted model, not a curated record. The coding region runs from base 1 to 789 and encodes 262 amino acids.